Naegleria fowleri is the source of this 933-nucleotide messenger RNA. RefSeq lists its product as uncharacterized. The transcript has 3 exons. Gene Ontology annotation, biological process: proteolysis. NCBI's taxonomy places the organism in Eukaryota, Heterolobosea, Eutetramitea, Acrasida, Naegleriidae. The record is from RefSeq and is a predicted model, not a curated record. Gene Ontology annotation, molecular function: metallopeptidase activity. Bases 1 to 933 code for a protein of 310 amino acids.
AUGUCUUCAUUCGUUCCACCAGGAAAAGCCUUGAGAGAGAAAGCUCUUGAAAUCCACACUCUUGAAUCAAGCAAGAAGCAGCAGCUGCUAACAAUUUAUCGGGAUGAAGAUUUCGAACCCAAGACUCAACCCAAGAGAGGAUCUUGGCUGGCCGAGCAUAAGGAGUAUGGACAAACGUUUACUGCUUAUAAGAACACUCCUUUUAAUCGGAUCAAAAAAUCAAACCAGAACGUCAUUUACAUUUAUCCUCUCGAGCAAUUCUCAGAAGAGAAUCCAACAAAAUGUCCUUCACUUACAGUUUUGAUCAAGUUUUUACAAGCUUUUUACUGUGGUGUUGAGGUUAAAGCGUUGAAUUCCUCAUUGACCAAGUCAGCACCUCAAUUCACCACUCGAAUGAAUGGAUCUGUGAUGCAGUACAAAACAGGAGAUAUUUUGAAUUAUUUGAAAAAGAUCAUCCCCAAAGAUGCUUAUUGUGUGUUGGGCUUGACGAUGGUGGACCUGUAUCCGGAUGAAUCUUGGAACUUUGUUUUUGGAAUUGCAAGUUUAGAAAAUAGAGUUGGUGUUUUUUCAUUCGCAAGAUACCAUCCUGCAUUCUAUGGUGAUGAUCACUUGUCUGAUUUUGAGAUUGAAAAGCUUCUUUUGAGAAGAAGUUGCAAAGUUGCUUCGCAUGAAAUUGGUCACAUGUUUGGUAUUAAGCACUGUAUUUUCUAUCAAUGUGCAAUGAAUGGUUCCAACCACAUGGAUGAAUCUGACUCGAGACCACUCGAGUUGUGCCCAAUUGAUCUUCGUAAAUUGCAAUACUGUAUUGGCUUUGAUGAAACUGAGCGAUACAACAAAAUGUUGAGCUUUUUCAAAGAGCAUGCAGAUAUCUUUCCAAGUGAAAUAUCUUGGAUUGAGAAACGCCUUGAGAAGAUUCGAGCAAGUCAACAGUAG